Molecule: messenger RNA, 573 nt
Organism: Cephus cinctus (wheat stem sawfly)
Lineage: Eukaryota; Metazoa; Arthropoda; Insecta; Hymenoptera; Cephidae
Exons: 1
Coding region: 146-544 (132 amino acids)
Source: RefSeq, a predicted model, not a curated record
UAACAGUGUUACUUAGAAGUUAAUAAAAUGUUGAGUGCAGGGCGAGGUACAGCCAGCUGAUAAGCCCGAGAAGGAGGAUCCUAAUGCUUUACGAGAAGAUAGCAGCGAGGAUGACGAGCACCUGGACGAGAACGAAGAAGAGAACAUGAAUUUUGAAGACGACAUAAAGGAUAUAUACUCGUACGUCAAUCUCGAAGAUAUUCAAAAGGGAUUUUGCGAGUGUGCAGAGGAUACAGCUCCUCUUGAUCCCGAGGAAGAAAAUGCUACGUCAAAGCCAAAUCCUCUUGAGGAGUUCCUGGAGAGAAUGGCGCUAAAAUUUAGCGAGGAAACCGUAGACGUCGAAGGCGCGGAAUUGUUAAACGAAGAGAUAAACGGAAUCGGAGGAUGUAUCUCCAAGGAACGUAUAUGCGCCGUGUCGCUCUGGUUAACGGAAUGUGCACGUCGUCAAGAAGGGAUGGUAGGACCUCGCAAUCUGCGACACUUUCUCUGUCCCAAUCUGGACGGGAAUCCACUCUACAAAAACGAUGCGGACACUGACUGUUGAAAGUUCCUCUAAAACGUUUCCUCGGAACU